Messenger RNA from Dermacentor andersoni, 741 nucleotides. RefSeq lists its product as uncharacterized. Gene Ontology annotation, biological process: transmembrane transport. The record is from RefSeq and is a predicted model, not a curated record. Gene Ontology annotation, cellular component: membrane. Lineage: Eukaryota; Metazoa; Arthropoda; Arachnida; Ixodida; Ixodidae. Gene Ontology annotation, molecular function: transmembrane transporter activity.
AUGCCCACCACGGGGGACACGGUGGUUUCGAAGGUGACUUCGGCGGCGACGUCAAACAUAACGUUGAAGGCACCCUCGACAGCAUCGUCGAGCGUUACGUCAAAGGUACCCUCGAAGGGCUCAUCCAAGGAGUCUGCACGGGUGUCGCCGUCGACGGUUGUGCCCAAGGCGUCUUCUGCGUCAGAGGAACCACCUGCGGAGCCGGAAGCAGUGUCAGCCAGCAACGCGGCCAUGGAGGCAUUGCGCAACCUGAAGACGUUGGCGAGAGGCGGCACCCCGGCCUCUUACGUGGACUCCGUCGGCGCUCGAGGCCACCACGUCAGAGCCGUGGUGGCGGCCUGCCUCUGUUCGUGCGCUGCCGGCACCACGCUGGGCUUCGCCUCGGCGGCCAUGCCUUCCAUCGAACACGAGCCCUGGUACCAUUUAGAGAAGGUGCCGCCCCAGAACAGAUGGGUCGUCGACGUUCUCUCGUUCGCUGCCGCCAUCGGGGCCAUGCUGUCGGGGUUACCGUUGUGGGUGCUGGGCAGCCGGAGGACGCUUCUUCUGUGCGUUCUGGUAGCGGCUGUCUCGUGGGUCGUGCUUGCCACGUCUUUCGAUACCGUCACGCUCCUGGCAGCCAGGGCUGCGUGUGGCCUGUGGUUGGGCGUCACCAACAUCGGCGUCAGCCUGUACGUGGCCGAGGUGGCGCCAACGGAAAAGAGGACCUUCUACGUGGGUCUCGCCGAGGUAGGCAUCGGUUGA